AUGGCUGAACUAGAUCCGCCAUCGCUCGCGGCGCUGCUCGGCAGCCCAGCGCUCGCGCCUCCGCCUGGGAUCGAUCCGCAAUUCGACUCACCUCCGAACCAGAAUGGGCUUGCAUAUGGCAUCACAACGGCACUGUCUAUCAUACUGAGUGUCUGUGUCGCUAUCCGAUUAUACGCUCGCAUUGGCCUAGAACGACAAUUUCGUGUCGAAGAUGGCUUGAUGCUCCUGGGAUACGGAUCGUAUUGGGGAACUGCUUAUGCCGCCUACGAACUGAUCAAGACUCCCGGGUACUACGUCCAUACCUGGGACCUUCACUUGGGGGACAUGAUUAGACCCGGAUAUCUGAUUCUCAUAUACGGAUGCUGCUACUCUGCUGUCCUGCCACUGAUCAAGACAGCCAUCUUGCUCGACUGGUGCAGGAUCUUCGUCACUGGUAAUCGCAUCAAGAGCCCCUUUUGGUGGGGCUGCAUGGCACUCAGCGUACUCCAGUGCGUUUGGGGAUUGAUGUGCAUCAUCCUCCUGAACAUGCAGUGUGUCCCACACAAUGCCAUUUGGGAGUUCUACGUGCCUAGCAAGUGCUACAGCUUGCCCAGAGUCAUGCUGGCUUCAGCCUCCGUCCAGGUGGUCACCGAUAUUGCCAUGGUCUUGCUACCGCAGCGAUUGAUCUGGAAGCUGCAGACGGGGUGGAAGCGGAAGGCCGGUAUCUCUCUAAUCUUUGGUAUCGGUAUUGCUGGCUCAAUAUCGGCAUGCUUGCGCCUCGAGAGAACCAUCACCUACGCGAACGAAUCCGACAAAAUGUACUUCAUUGGGCCCUUGCUCUUCUGGGCUUGCGCCGAAAUGACCUGCGGCUUCCUCAUCUUCUGCGUACCGUCGAUGCCCCGAAUCUUCAAGACAAUGUUCGACAUGCCAAUCAAGAGCGGAGGGACGGUUGAGCCUCUUGGGGACGACUACUACCGUGCCCGCCGGAAGUGGGCAAAGCCAACAAGCUCAGUGAGCCGAGGGACGUGGAAGGAGAUUGACGAUGGCGACAUUGCUUUGACGCGGUCGACGCCGGCAGAAGGCCCGGCAUCAUCUGCAGCAUCGACUGCGAAACAACACGACUCGGAAUCGUCCCGGUAGACUGAGAUUUCCAGCGCAAAAAAGGAGUUUUUGCUGUUCAAUCUGCACAGUCCGCGAUUUAAUUUCAUGUUACAACAAAAUAUGCUAUUCGGGAGGCACGAUAGAGGAAGGCACUAAUGCCAAAUAUGCAUCCCUGUAGACGACAGGCUUGCCUACAUAGUGGUACAUCACGGGAACAGUGUCACAGCCCUUCCAAGGGAUGCCGAGGGUCCUAGUCUUUGAGCACGGAUGAGACGAAAGGUAUCAACAAAGUCGGUAACAGGACGUAGCGUCAGGGCUUUUGAUCUCCUGUUUCCCUUGACGGAGGUAGAAUCAAACCACAAGGUUGACGAUGGCGUAGGACAACAGCGGUCUCAAG
Messenger RNA from Microdochium trichocladiopsis, 1477 nucleotides. RefSeq lists its product as uncharacterized. Bases 1 to 1119 code for a protein of 372 amino acids. The transcript has 5 exons. NCBI's taxonomy places the organism in Eukaryota, Fungi, Ascomycota, Sordariomycetes, Xylariales, Microdochiaceae. The record is from RefSeq and is a predicted model, not a curated record.